AUGAAGCGAACACGAAGCGAGGAAUCGGCCCAGGAAGGACAGAAACAGGAACCCCUACAAAUGCGCAGAGUAAUUAAAAGAGUUGCCCGAAGCCAGAACGAUAGCAAGUGGAACACCUAUGAUGCUGAUUAUUCAGUGAAACGAGCUGGCUUGGCGCCGAGAGCGAUAAAAUGGUACAACAGUAGCGAACAAAACGAUGACUGGAAACAGGACGUCAGCAAAAAGAGGGACAAGAGCGGUGAACGGAAUGAAAGUGCUGCCGGCACUGAUGACUGUGAUGAUGAUGAUGGCUGA
Gongylonema pulchrum is the source of this 294-nucleotide messenger RNA. The record is from the annotation of a GenBank genome assembly. Lineage: Eukaryota; Metazoa; Nematoda; Chromadorea; Rhabditida; Gongylonematidae.